AUGCAGGACAAUUUCUCAGUAAUCACCAUGUUUACUCUCUCAGGGGUAAGUGGGGCAAGAAGCUACAGACUCACUCUCUUUGUUCUUACUUUUUUUUUUUACUGCGUGAUUUGGCUGGUUAAUAUGACCAUAAUUGUGACAAUCAUUGUUGAUAAAAGCCUUCAUCAGCCCAUGUAUAUCUUCCUCUGUAAUUUGUGUGUCAAUGGACUUUAUGGGACAGCAGGCUUUUACCCCAAAUUGCUCAAGGAUCUUAUGUCUACCGCUAACAUCAUAUCUUACACUGGAUGCCUUCUGCAGGGUUUUGUUCUGCACUCUUCAGCAUGUGCUGAUUUCUCUCUUUUAGCUCUGAUGGCCUAUGAUCGAUAUGUGGCUAUCUGUCGACCUCUUGUUUACAGCUCUGUGAUGACUAAACAAAGAGUUGGGGUGUUAGUGUUUAUUGCCUGGCUUAUUCCAUUUUAUCUUAUGUUCAUGAGCACAGUAACAACAUCAUCAUUAAGAUUGUGUGGCUCACACAUACCAAAGAUCUACUGUGUUAAUUUUUUGGUUGGUAGACUAGCUUGUUCUUUCUCCAUUGUAAUGAUUAUUCUUCCAGCAUUUAACUAUACUUUUUAUUUUUGCCAUGUACUUUUUGUUGUUUGGUCUUAUAGCUAUCUGAUCAAAACAUGCCUAAAAUCCCAAGAAAACAGAAGUAAGUUUGUGCAAACAUGUCUGCCACAUUUAUUAUGUUUAUUAGUUGUUGUCGGAUCUUUACUUUUUGAUUUGCUAUACAUGAGAUUUGGCUCAAAAAAGUUAUCGCAAAGUGCUCAGAAUUUUAUGUCAACAGAAUUUAUCAUUGUUCCUCCAGUCCUCAAUCCACUCAUAUAUGGUUUGAAACUGACUCAAAUAAGGAACAGGGUUAAAGGCUUUUUGUGUGGUAAACAUCUCAGAACUUAG
Molecule: messenger RNA, 933 nt
Organism: Notolabrus celidotus (New Zealand spotty)
Lineage: Eukaryota; Metazoa; Chordata; Actinopteri; Labriformes; Labridae
Product: olfactory receptor 4Q2-like
Exons: 1
Coding region: 1-933 (310 amino acids)
Biological process (GO): G protein-coupled receptor signaling pathway
Cellular component (GO): membrane
Molecular function (GO): G protein-coupled receptor activity; olfactory receptor activity
Source: RefSeq, a predicted model, not a curated record